Messenger RNA from Sinocyclocheilus rhinocerous, 3524 nucleotides. RefSeq names its product rab-like protein 6. Gene Ontology annotation, cellular component: nucleus; cytosol. Gene Ontology annotation, molecular function: GTP binding. The coding region runs from base 1 to 2637 and encodes 878 amino acids. The record is from RefSeq and is a predicted model, not a curated record. The transcript is spliced from 19 exons. Lineage: Eukaryota; Metazoa; Chordata; Actinopteri; Cypriniformes; Cyprinidae.
AUGAGAUUUCACUUUCAUUUGCUCGGUUCCGCUUGGGCUCUGAUGGACGGAGGCGCGCGGCGCGUCUGCUGUGUUUUGGUGGUCGACAUUGUUGAGAAGAGCGCGUGCUCUUUCACAGGAUUACGUCAUAAUGUAGCAGUAUACUGUACUUUGCCGGUUGUCUAUUUGGAUUGUGGAUCCCAUUCUACCAGUAGAGGCGCUAAAGCCCUGCUGUUUCAUCAUAACACCGCUAGAGGCGCUGAGCGCCACAGCGCGGCUAUUCAUCAUCCUACCGCUAGAGGCGCUGCAGCACAAGCGCGCACCGACGCUCGCCCCUCUCGCAGUCCUCCUCACGGCAUUCCACAGCUGACUGACUCCGAGGGAUUAGUGAUGGGAAGUCCGCGUGCCAUUGGGUCCCUUUGGCCUUGGACGUUGCCUCCAGUUUAUACGUGGCAAGCUAAACACAACGUGCAAAACGCUGCGGCUCAACAGUGGAGAAAAGUCUGGAUCUUCAGUCAGGCAGUGAAAAUAGUCAUCCGUGGGGACAGAAACACAGGUAAAAGUGCACUUUGGCACCGACUUCAAGGGAAAAAGUUUCUGGAAGAGUACAUCCCCACGCAGGAGAUCCAGGUCACCAGCAUUCACUGGAACUACAAAACAACAGAUGAUGUAGUGAAAGUUGAAGUCUGGGAUGUGGUAGAUAAAGGGCAAAAGCUUCCUCUUCCAGAAGGUGUAGGGAAAGGGAAAAGACGCGGAGAGAAUCUGAAAUUGGAAAAUGAACCUCAGGAGUCGGAAACUGAGAUGGCUCUCGACGCAGAGUUCCUGGAUGUUUAUAAGAACUGUAACGGCGUGAUCAUGAUGUUCGACAUCACUAAACAGUGGACGUUCAACUACAUCCUUAGGGAGUUGCCAAAAGUGCCGACACACAUCCCAGUGUGUGUCCUGGGUAACCAGCGGGACAUGGGCGAGCACAGGGUCAUCUUACCCGACGACAUCAGAGACUUCAUCAACAGUCUUAACAGACCUCCAGGCUCCUCCUACAUCCACUAUGCCGAGUCCUCCAUGAAAAACGGCUUUGGUCUCAAAUACCUCCAUCGCUUCUUCAACAUCCCAUUCCUGCAGCUGCAGGUCAGAGGAAACUCUCAAAGGGCUCUUUAUGCUCCUCCUGGAGAUCUGUCGUCUUGCUCUAACACACCUACUGUAGUUUUCAGGGCUGCAUUUCUUGAGAUGAUGGAGUCACGCAAAGCUUACGGCUCUCCGGCACCCUCUAAUGGCCAGAGCCCGUCCUCAGGCUCCCAGUCCCCUGUGGUGCUGCCCGGUGCUGCCUCUCCCAGUAACUCCAGCCCCAGUACCCCACAGGCCCCUGUCCCGCUCCAGACCCAAUCCGCCCCUCCACCACCUCCAUCUAUACCACACCCUCCCGCACAGAUCACAGCCGCCCAUGUAUCCCAGACACCAUCACAAACCCUGGAGCCUUCGCCUACAGCACCGGUGCCCGCACCUGCCCAACCCGCACCUCCUCCUGCCCAGAAACGAGGCUUCAUCUCACGCCUGUUCGGAUCGUCUGCUGCAGAGACGUCACCGGACAAACCAGAAACUGCAGGUUCUGAAGGCCCGAAGUCCUCUGGAAAGGUGCAGAGUGUGGAUGAAUUUGUGCCGGAGGUGGGCCUGGACCGGACCUUUCUGGAAGAUGGUGGAACAGCAGCAGCGUUAGCAGUUAAAUCAAAGAAAAAACCUCCAGCAUCAGCUCCCAUCCUGGACAGUGAUAGUGAUGGAGAGGGACGGGGAAAUCCUCUGGUCUCCGGCUUCCAGGAUGAUUUAGAUCCGGAUGACAGAGCGCUGUCCCAGCCUGCCGUUAAAGCGGCGGUCCCGAGCAUAGGCGUCACCCUCACGAGUGAUGAUGAGGAGGAAGAUUCAUCUCUGCCCUCUGCUGCCCAGCACAAAGGCAUCGGCUCGGGGCCAAACUCAAAGGGAUCUACAGUGAAUUCUGUCAAACAGCUGCAAACCAAGUCAAAACCAGCAGAGAGACCCCAAAGCCUGAAAACCACAGCAGGACCUGCGGUGCAGCGAGAAGGCCUGAAGACAGGAGGCGCUGUUGAGGCCAACUCAGAUUCAGACCAAGAGGCUCCAGUUGCUAAUCAGAUCAUUUCAUUUGUCAUGGACGACCCUGAUUUUGAGAACGAAGAGCUUGAUGUACCUAAUAUCAAGAAGGGCACUUUUUCUGCACGAGAUGACUUAUCUGACCGGUCGGAUGAUGGGUUUGUGUUAGCUGGACUCCCAGAGCCCCCCAAACCUGUUGCCCCCUCAUUUCAGACCCUCAACAGCAACAUUGACCUGUUUGGCCUGGGAUUUGAAGAGACAAGACCUAAUAGUAAAGACAGCAGUGAAGACCAGGAAGAUAAUGAAAGCAGACACUCCACAAAGGACAAGAAAAAGAAGAAAAAGAAAAGCAAAGAGGAGGAUGAGAAAAGCAGCAAAAAACUACACAAACACAAGAAAAAGGAAAAAGAUGACGUGGGAAUGGGAGACGAGAAAGAAAAGAAGAAGAAGAAAUCAUCAAGGACCAAGAAAGCAGGAACUGUGGAUGAUCUUGAGGCCUUCCUGGCAGGUGGAGACGGACCAGGAAACAGUGAGGGCGGAGACUAUGAAGAACUCUAACCAAUCAGGGUUUGACAUCAACACCGUGUGACAUCGCCAGUACUAUGAACAUUCACCUUGGCAUCAACCUUUGAACUUCCGGUUGUUUCAGUCCAGGAUUUCCACCCAUUUGUAGACUGUACCACUACGGCUUUCCCUCAGGAUACGCUGUCACCUUGUUGAAACUGAAUGUUGAUUCCUGCUGGUAAAGAUGUUUUCCCAGAAUCCCACAAGGAAUUAAAGGACAUCCUUGGGGCGAAUAGCCGGUAACUAACGGUAUGUUUAAAGAAGUGCAGAUUCCCGUGUGUCUCUUGCGGCAAUCAUCUGCGUCUCUUAUGUGGCUGCAAAUGGAGGCUGCUGCUGGCUCCACACGCACCACUGAGAGCAUGUGAUGCAUCACGAUGUCAUCAUGGAAGCACACGCCUGGGAAAACCGUCUCUACACGCUCACUGUGAUAAAUAGUCACGCUCUCCUGGAUAUGAGUACACUGUUAAUACUCUCACCCCAAACCAGCAGAAGUGCACACCUCGAACACAUAUCAACUUCCUUUUUACUCUGCCUCAAGUGUGAUUGACUCCGAAGGGCCCUUGAUUUAUUUAUCUAUUCGUUUGGCAUGCAUAAUUUUUCCCACCACAUGAGAAAAGGAGAUGGGAAAUGAAUGCAUUGGUGCUGCACUAGCUCUUGCUGGCUGUUGGACUGCAUGCAAUUAUAAACAUACUUCCUGCGUAGCGUUUCACAACUACUGCUUUCAUGGACCAAAAAUGUUUGAGAACGCUAGUUUUAAACCGUAUGUUGGUUUUAUUGUAUUCAUACAGCAUAUAUGCAUUCCAAAGCCUUUGUUUGGGACCAUAAAUGGUUGUGUUUGCCUAUUUAUUGUUUUUGCUACCCUGUUUCACUACCCAAAGUAU